AUAUGAUACUUCGAUAGUGCGUUGUGCCGACUGCGAACUGCCACCGACUGCGAUCUAACCAGCCAUUUUACUUUACGUCGAAUCAAAAUCUGUAAGAACACUUACAAUGGCGAGCACACUGAUCCGUUCAUGCUUACGUCAAAAUAUUCCAAUGCACAUACGUAAUAUGUCUGCAAUUGAGUUUCCAGACAAAAUUGGUAAUAGGGACGUAGUAGGUUUUGGAUAUAAUGGAACCGAAUCUUACAUGGAUAGAACUGAUUACCCUAUGCCUGCUAUUCGUUUCAAAGCAAAUACUCCAGAUGUAAUGGCAUUAAGAGAGAAGGAGAAGGGAGAUUGGAAGAAAUUAUCUAUCGAAGAAAAGAAACAACUAUAUCGUGCUAGUUUUUGUCAAACAAUUGUUGAAAUGCAAGCUCCAACGGGAAUAUGGAAAGGAUGCAUUGGAUUAACACUUAUGGGUGUGGCCUUUAGUAUUUGGAUAUUUAUGUUCCUUAAAACCUAUGCAUACCCACCAUUGCCAAUAACAUUUGAUGAAGAACACAGGCUCGCUCAAAUGGAACGUAUGAUAUUGCUUGAUGUUAAUCCUAUCACAGGAAUUAGUGCUAAAAAAUAAAUUUGUAUUAAAAAUAUAGUAUGAAAAAUGUAUCAUAAAGCAACACUUAUUUAAUAAAAUUCUAUGUACAGUCAACGAAAAGAAUUAAAUAAAUUAAGCGUUGCUAUUCGAAAUUAA
Molecule: messenger RNA, 727 nt
Organism: Hylaeus anthracinus
Lineage: Eukaryota; Metazoa; Arthropoda; Insecta; Hymenoptera; Colletidae
Product: cytochrome c oxidase subunit 4 isoform 1, mitochondrial-like
Exons: 4
Coding region: 107-610 (167 amino acids)
Biological process (GO): mitochondrial electron transport, cytochrome c to oxygen
Source: RefSeq, a predicted model, not a curated record